GAGCUCAUUCCCUUCCGUCAUCCCAGAUGGAGAAGGAGGAGGAGACGACCCGGGAGCUGCUGCUGCCCAACUGGCAGGGUAGCGGCUCGCACGGGCUGACCAUUGCCCAGAGGGACGACGGCGUCUUUGUGCAGGAAGUCAUGCAGAAUUCCCCUGCGGCCCGCACUGGGGUGGUCAAGGAGGGGGACCAGAUAGUGGGCGCCACCAUCUACUUCGACAACCUGCAGUCGGGCGAGGUGACGCAGCUGCUGAGCACCAUGGGGCACCACGCCGUGGGUCUGAAGCUGCACCGCAAGGGCGACCGCUCCCCUGAGCCCGGCCAGACCUGGACCCACGGAGUCUUCAGCUCCCAUGGCUCCGAAGUGGUUCUGAGCGGGGAUGAUGAGGAGUAUCAGCGCAUCUAUGCCACGAAGAUCAAGCCUCGGCUGAGGUCGGAGGAUGGAGUGGAAGGGGACCCUGGGGAGACCCAGAGCCGCACCAUCACGGUGACUAGGAGGGUCACGGCCUACACAGUGGAUGUGACCGGCCGGGAAGGAGCCAAGGACAUCGACAUCAGCAGCCCUGAGUUCAAGAUCAAGAUUCCACGGCAUGAACUGACGGAAAUCUCCACUGUGGGUGUGGAGGCCCAGCCUGGGAUGACCGUGAUCAGACUGCCCUCGGGCUCGGGGGCAGUGUCUCCAACCACAGGCUCUGCUGUGGACAUCCGAGCGGGGUCCAUUUCCGCUUCGGGACCAGAGCUCCAAGGUGCUGGCCACUCGAAGCUCCAGGUCACCGUGCCUGGGAUAAAGGUGGGAAGCCCGGGAGUCAAUGUCAGUGCAAAGGGCUUGGACUUGGAUGGCAAAGGGGGCAUCCGGGUUCCAGGAGUGGACAUUUUGUCUUCUCUUGGGGGUGAGGCAGUAGAGUUGCAGGGCCCAUCUCUUGAGAAUGGCAAUAAUGGGAAAAUUAAAAUACCAGCCAUGAAGGUGCCAAAAUUUGGUGUCCCAGAAGGGCCUGAAGGCCAGGCACCAGAGGCAGGAUUGGCUGUUUUCACACCUGAAUUCUCUGCGGGGCACAAGGAGGGCAAGCCAGGUGUGACCAUUGGCGGGAACGUCCAGACCCCUCGGCUAGAAGUCGUUGCUCCCUCUGCUAAUAUUGAGGGGCUUAAGGGGAAGCUGAAGGGCCCCCAGAUCACUGGGCCAUCCCUUGAGGGAGAGCUAGGACUCAAAGGAGCCAAGCCACAGGGGAGGAUAAGGGUGGACGUCUCUGCUCCCAAAAUGAAGGGCAGCAUCGCUGGCCCCAGUGUGGAAGGUCGAGCCUCUGACGUUGAUAUUCAUGGGUCUGGGGGCGAACUAAAUAUGCCCAAAAUGAAAGUCCAGAAAUUCUCUGUAUCGGGUUCUAAGGGAGAGGGAGCUGGCAUUGAUGUGACACUGCCCACAGGUGAAGUGACCCUUCCUGGGAUCUCUGGGGAUGUCAGCCUGCCCAGGGUGGCCACUGGGGGUCUGGAAGGGAAGAUGAAGGGUACUAAAGUCAAGAGUCCUGAACUGAUUACUCAGACCCCUAAAAUCUCCAUGCAGGAUGUGGAUCUGAGCCUUGGCUCCUCCAAACUGAAAGGAGACAUUAAAGUUUCUGCUCCGGGAGUGCAAAGUGAUGUUAAAGGCCCUCAAGUGGUAGUUAAAGGUUCCAAAGUGGACAUAGAGACACCCAGCCUAGAGGGGACUCUGGCAGGCCCCAAGCUGAGUGGUCCUUCUGGAAAGAUGGGAACCUGCAGUAUCUCUAUGGCAGAUGUAGAUUUAAAUGUGGCUGCACCUAAAAUGAAAGGGGGUGUAGACGUCACACUCCCGAAAGUAGAAGGGAAAGUCAAAGUCCCUGAAGUUGAUGUCAAAGGCCCCAAAGUGGAUGUCAGUGCCCCAGACGUGGAUGUUCAUGGCCCAGAAUGGAACCUGAAAAUGCCUAAGAUGAAAAUGCCCAAGUUCAGCACUCCAGGAGUCAAAGGGGAAGGCCCAGAUGUAAAUGUGAAUCUACCCAAAGGAGAUGUCAGUAUUUCUGGGCCCAAGAUCAACAUGGAAGCCCCAGAUGUCAACAUAGGAGGCCUGGGGGGCAAACUUAAAGGCCCUGAUGUUAAGUUGCCUGACGUGAGUGCCAAGACACCAAAGAUCUCCAUGCCCGAUGUAGAUUUGCAUGUUAAAGGCACAAAGGUAAAAGGAGAGUAUGAUGUAACGGUACCAAAGCUUGAAGGAGAACUGAAGGGUCCCCAGGUGGACAUCGCUGCUCCAGAUGUGGACAUUCAUGGACCAGACUGGCAUCUGAAGAUGCCCAAGAUGAAAAUGCCCAAAUUCGGUGUGCCAGGGUUCAAAGCAGAGGGCCCAGAUGUGGAUGUGAACUUGUCCAAGCCUGAUGUGGAUAUUUCUGGGCCCAAGGUGGACAUUAGUGCCCCGGAUGUGAGAAUUGAGGGACCAGAAGGAAAGUUGAAGGGCCCCAAGUUCAAGAUGCCUGAGAUGCACUUCAAGGCCCCCAAGGUCUCCAUGCCAGAUGUGGACUUACAUUUGAAAGGCCCUAAAGUAAAAGGAGAAUAUGAUGUCACAGUGCCAAAGGUGGAAGGUGAGAUUAAAGUUCCUGAUGUUGAACUUAAAAGUGCCAAAUUGGACAUUGAUACUCCAGAAGUGGAUGUUCAUGGCCCAGACUGGCACCUGAAGAUGCCCAAGGUGAAAAUGCCCAAGUUCAGCAUGCCAGGCUUCAAAGGAGAGGGCCCAGAAGUGGACGUGAACCUGCCCAAAGCUGACAUUGACAUCUCAGGACCCAAGGUGGAUGUUGAAGUUCCAGAUGUGAAUAUCGAAGGACCUGAAGGAAAGCUGAAGGGUCCCAAGUUUAAGAUGCCUGAGAUGGAUAUCAAGGCUCCAAAGAUCUCCAUGCCUGAUGUGGAUUUGCAUUUGAAAGGUCCCACAGUAAAGGGAGAAUAUGAUGUUACAGUGCCAAAGCUGGAAGGCGACCUGAAAGGGCCAAAAGUAGACAUCAGUGCCCCAGACGUUGAAGUUCAUGGUCCUGAUUGGAACCUGAAGAUGCCCAAGAUGAAAAUGCCCAAAUUUACCAUGCCCAGCCUCAAAGGUGAGGGCCCAGAAUUGGAUGUGAAGCUGCCCAAGGCUGAUGUGGACAUUUCUGCACCUAAGGUAGAUAUUAGGGCUCCAGAUCUGAGCCUUGAAGGACCUGAAGGGAAGUUGAAAGGCCCCAAGUUUAAGAUGCCUGAGAUGCACUUCAAAGCUCCGAAGAUGACUCUGCCAGAUGUCGACCUCAAUCUUAAAGGACCCAAAAUGAAAGGAAAUGUAGAUAUGUCUGCACCAAAAAUAGAAGGUGAGAUGAAAGUUCCAGAUGUGGACAUCAAAGGCCCCAAAGUAGACAUUAAAGCACCAGAUGUGGAAGUACAAGGUGGAGACUGGAGUCUCAAAAUGCCCAAGAUGAAAAUGCCCAAGUUCAGCAUGCCCAGCUUAAAAGGCGAGGGCCCAGAUGUGGACGUAAACCUGCCCAAGGCUGACAUUGACAUCGCUGGACCCCAAAUUGACAUCGAAGCCCCAGAUGUGAGCCUCGAGGGACCCGAAGGAAAGCUGAAGGGCCCCAAGUUUAAGAUGCCUGAGAUGCACUUCAAGGCCCCCAAGAUCUCCAUGCCUGAUGUGGACUUACACUUGAAAGGCCCCAAAGUCAAAGGGGAUGUCGAUGUGGAUGUCUCUGUCCCCAAGAUAGAAGGUGAAAUGAAAGUGCCAGACGUUGACCUCAAAGGACCCAAAGUGGACAUUGAUGUCCCUGAUGUGGAUGUUCACGGCCCAGACUGGAACUUGAAGAUGCCCAAGAUGAAAAUGCCCAAGUUCAGCAUGCCAGGCUUCAAAGGAGAGGGCCCAGGAGUGGAUGUGAGUCUGCCCAAGACCGACAUUGACAUUUCUGGACCCAAGGUGGACAUUGAAGCCCCAGAUGUGAGCCUUGAGGGACCAGAAGGAAAGUUGAAGGGUCCCAAGUUUAAGAUGCCUGAGAUGCACUUCAAGGCCCCCAAGAUCUCCAUGCCUGAUAUGGACUUACACUUGAAAGGCCCUAAAGUCAAAGGGGAUGUCGAUGUGUCCGUGCCCAAGGUAGAAGGUGAAAUGAAAGUGCCGGAUGUGGACAUCAAAGGCCCCAAGGUUGACAUUGAUGUCCCCGAUGUUGACGUUCACGGCCCAGACUGGCACUUGAAGAUGCCCAAGAUGAAAAUGCCCAAGUUCAGCAUGCCGGGCUUCAAAGGAGAGGGCCCAGACGUGGAUGUGAACCUGCCUAAGGCUGACAUUGACAUCUCUGGACCCAAGGUGGACAUUGAAGCCCCAGAUGUGAGCCUUGAGGGACCAGAAGGAAAGUUGAAGGGCCCCAAGUUCAAGAUGCCUGAGAUGCACUUCAAGGCCCCCAAGGUCUCCAUGCCUGAUGUGAACCUGAAUCUUAAGGGGCCAAAACUCAAGGGUGAUGUAGAUGUGUCUUUGCCUGAUGUAGAAGGUGAAAUAAAAGUGCCAGAUGUCGAACUUAAAGGACCCAAAGUUGACGUCUGUGCUCCAGAUGUGGAUGUUCAUGGCCCAGACUGGCACUUGAAGAUGCCCAAGAUGAAAAUGCCCAAGUUCAACAUGCCUGGCUUCAAAGGAGAGGGCCCAGAUGUGGAUGUCAACCUGCCCAAGGCUGACAUUGACAUCUCAGGACCCAAGGUGGAUGUUGAAGUUCCAGAUGUGAAUGUUGAAGGUCCAGAUGCAAAACUAAGAGGUCCUAAAUUUAAGAUGCCAGAAAUGAAUAUAAAACCUCAGAAGAUAUCCAUGCCAGAUGUUGGUUUACAUUUGAAAGGUCCUAAAAUUAAAGGAGACUAUGGUGUAACAGCCCCAAAAGUAGAAGGAGAGAUAAAAGCUCCUGAUGUCAACAUCAAAGGCCCCAAAGUGGACAUUAAUGCACCAGAUGUGGGAGUUCAUGGCCCAGACUGGCACCUGAAAAUGCCCAAAGUGAAAAUGCCCAAGUUCAGCAUGCCUGGCUUCAAAGGAGAGGGCCCAGACGUGGAUGUGAACCUGCCCAAGGCCGACAUCGAUGUCUCUGGACCUAAGGUGGACAUCGAUGCUCCAGAUGUGAAUAUCGAAGGUCCAGAGGGGAAACUAAAGGGUCCCAAGUUUAAGAUGCCAAGUAUGAAUAUACAGACACACAAGAUCUCUAUGCCUGAUGUUGGACUUAAUCUGAAAGCCCCUAAACUGAAAACGGAUGUGGACGUUUCCCUUCCUAAAGUGGAAGGAGACUUGAAAGUUCCUGAAAUAGAUGUGAAAGCCCCUAAGGUGGAUGUGGAUGUUGGUGAUAUUGACAUUGAAUGUCCCGAAGGAAAGCUGAAAGGUCCUAAGUUUAAGAUGCCAGACAUGCACUUCAAGGCCCCCAAGAUCUCCAUGCCUGAUGUGGACUUACACUUGAAAGGCCCCAAAGUCAAAGGGGAUGUCGAUGUGGAUGUCUCUAUGCCUAAGAUAGAAGGUGAAAUGAAAGUGCCGGAUGUUGAUGUCAAAGGACCCAAAGUGGACAUUGAUGUCCCAGAUGUGAAUGUUCAUGGCCCGGACUGGCACCUGAAGAUGCCCAAGAUGAAAAUGCCCAAGUUUAGCAUGCCAGGUUUCAAAGGCGAGGGCCCGGACAUGGAUGUGAACUUGCCAAAGGCCGACAUUAAUGUUUCUGGCCCCAAAGUGGACAUUGAUGCACCUGAUUUGGAUAUUGAGGGACCCGAAGGGAAAUUAAAAGGCUCUAAAUUUAAAAUGCCUAAGUUGAAUAUCAAACCUUCCAAGAUAUCCAUGCCAAAUGUGGACUUCAAUUUGAAGGGACCCAAACUGAAAGGAGAGAUAGAUGCUUCUGUGCCAGAACUCGAAGGUGAUCUCAGAGGUCCACAAGUUGAUAUCAAAGGUCCCAGUGUGGAUGUGGAGGUGCCUGACGUUGAUCUGGAAUGUCCUGAUGCAAAGUUGAAGGGCCCUAAGUUUAAGAUGCCUGAGAUGCACUUCAAGGCCCCCAAGAUCUCCAUGCCUGAUAUAGACUUAAACUUGAAAGGGCCCAAAGUCAAAGGAGAUGUCGAUGUGUCUGUGCCAAAAUUGGAAGGAGAUUUGAAGGGCCCCAGUGUGGAUGUGGAGGUGCCUGAUGUUGAUCUGGAAUGUCCUGAUGCAAAGUUGAAGGGCCCUAAGUUUAAGAUGCCUGAGAUGCACUUCAAGGCUCCCAAGAUCUCCAUGCCUGAUGUGGACUUACACUUGAAAGGCCCCAAAGUCAAAGGGGAUGUCGAUGUGUCCGUGCCCAAGGUAGAAGGUGAAAUGAAAGUGCCAGAUGUUGACCUCAAAGGACCUAAAGUGGACAUUGAUGUCCCCGAUGUUGAUGUUCAAGGCCCGGACUGGCACCUGAAGAUGCCCAAGAUGAAAAUGCCCAAGUUCAGCAUGCCGGGCUUCAAAGGAGAGGGCCCAGAAGUGGAUGUGAACCUGCCCAAGGCUGAUAUUGACAUCUCUGGACCCAAGGUGGACAUUGAAGCCCCAGAUGUGAGCCUUGAGGGACCAGAAGGGAAGCUGAAGGGUCCCAAGUUUAAGAUGCCAGACAUGCACUUCAAGGCUCCCAAGAUCUCCAUGCCUGAUGUGGACUUACACUUGAAAGGCCCCAAAGUCAAAGGGGAUGUCGAUGUGUCCGUGCCCAAGGUAGAAGGUGAAAUGAAAGUGCCGGAUGUGGACAUCAAAGGCCCCAAAGUUGACAUCAGUGUUCCAGAUGUGGAUGCUCAUGGCCCAGACUGGCACUUGAAGAUGCCCAAGAUGAAAAUGCCCAAGUUCAGCAUGCCAGGCUUCAAAGGAGAGGGCCCAGACGUGGACGUGAACCUGCCCAAGGCUGACAUUGACAUCUCUGGACCCAAAGUGGACAUUGAAACUCCAGAUGUGACUGUCGAGGGUCCAGAAGGAAAACUGAAAGGUCCUAAGUUCAAGAUGCCUGAGAUGCACUUUCAUGCCCCCAAGAUUUCCAUGCCUGAUGUGGACUUCAACUUAAAGGGGCCUAAAAUUAAAGGAGACGUUGAUGUUUCUGCCCCAAAGAUGGAAGGAGAGUUAAAGGGUCCAGAAUUGGAUGUCAAGGGCCCCAAAUUGGAUGUUGACAUGCCAGACGUAGCUGUGGAAGGCCCAGAUGGCAAAUGGAAAAGUCCUAAAUUUAAGAUGCCGGACAUGCACUUUAAAGCUCCCAAAAUCUCCAUGCCAGACAUUAAUCUACACUUAAAAAGCCCCAAGGUCAAGGGAGAGGUGGAUGUAGAUGUUCCUAAAUUGGAAGGUGACUUUAAAGGACCAGACCUGAAAGGUGACAUCAGUGGCCCAGAUAUCGACAUUGAAGGACCAGAGGGCAAAUUGAAAGGCCCCAAGUUCAAGAUGCCUGACAUGCAUUUCAAAGCCCCAAAUAUUUCUAUGCCUGAUGUGGACUUAAAUCUGAAAGGACCGAAAAUCAAGGGGGAUGUAGAUGUGUCUGUGCCCGAGGUAGAAGGUAAAAUUAAAGUACCAGAUGUGAACAUCAAAGGCCCCAAAGUAGACAUAAAUGCGCCUGAUGUUCAUGGCCCAGACUGGCACCUGAAGAUGCCCAAGAUGAAAAUGCCCAAGUUCAGCAUGCCUGGCUUCAAAGGAGAGGGCCCAGACGUGGAUGUGAACCUGCCCAAGGCUGACAUUGACAUCUCUGGACCCAAAGUGGACAUCGAAGGCCCUGAUGUUAACAUCGAAGGACCUGAGGGAAAGUUGAAAGGUCCUAAGUUCAAGAUGCCAGAGAUGAACAUCAAAGCUCCCAAGAUCUCCAUGCCUGACUUUGAUUUGCAUCUGAAAGGUCCCAAGGUAAAGAGUGAUGUGGAUGUAUCUCUGCCUAAAGUGGAAGGUCCUGAUGUUGAUAUCAAAGGGCCCAAAGUGGACAUCGAUGCCCCAGAUGUGGAUGUUCAAGGCCCAGACUGGCACCUGAAGAUGCCCAAGGUGAAAAUGCCCAAGUUCAGCAUGCCCGGCUUCAAAGGAGAGGGCCCAGACGUGGAUGUGAACCUGCCAAAGGCUGACAUCGAUGUCUCAGCACCCAAAGUGGACCUCGAAUGUCCAGAUGUGAGUGUUGAAGGACCAGAAGGAAAGUGGAAAAGUCCAAAGUUUAAGAUGCCGGAAAUGCAUUUUAAGACUCCAAAGAUAUCCAUGCCAGAUAUUGAUCUUAAUCUGACAGGUCCAAAAGUGAAAGGAGAGCUGGAUGUUACAGGUCCCAAGGUAGAGGGAGAUCUGAAAGGCCCUGAAGUUGACCUCAAAGGCCCCAAAAUGGAUAUCGAUGUCCCCGAUGUGGACGUUCAUGGCCCAGAUUGGCACUUGAAGAUGCCGAAGAUGAAAAUGCCCAAGUUCAGCAUGCCUGGCUUCAAAGGAGAGGGCCCAGAAGUGGACGUGAACCUGCCCAAGGCUGACAUUGACAUCUCUGGACCCAAAGUGGACAUCGAAGGCCCUGAUGUUAACAUCGAAGGACCUGAGGGAAAGUUGAAAGGCCCUAAGUUCAAGAUGCCUGAGAUGAACAUCAAAGCUCCCAAGAUCUCCAUGCCUGACUUUGAUUUGCAUCUGAAAGGUCCCAAGGUAAAGCCUAAGGUGGAAGGUGACCUGAAAGGGCCAGAGGUGGACAUUGAGGGUCCCGAAGGGAAAAUCAAAGGUCCCAAAUUUAAGAUGCCCGACGUGCAUUUCAAAACUCCACAAAUCUCCAUGAGUGACAUUGAUUUGAACUUGAAAGGACCUAAAGUAAAAGGAGAUUUGGACGUUUCCAUUCCUAAACUGGAAGGAGAUGUGAAAGGCCCUAAGCUGGACAUAGACACUCCUGACAUUGACAUUCACGGCCCAGAAGGGAAACUGAAGGGCCCCAAGUUUAAAAUGCCUGACUUGCAUCUCAAGGCACCCAAGAUCUCCAUGCCUGAAGUUGACCUGAAUCUGAAGGGUCCUAAAGUAAAGGGUGAUGUGGACGUUUCUCUGCCCAAAGUGGAAGGCGACCUCAAGGGCCCCGAAGUAGACAUCAAGGGCCCCAAAGUGGACAUUGAUGUUCCAGAUGUGGAUGUUCAUGGCCCAGACUGGCACCUGAAGAUGCCCAAGGUGAAAAUGCCCAAGUUCAGCAUGCCUGGCUUCAAAGGAGAGGGCCCAGACGUGGAUGUGAACCUGCCCAAGGCUGACAUUGACAUCUCAGGACCCAAGGUGGCCGUUGAUGUUCCAGAUGUGAAUAUCGAAGGUCCAGAUGCGAAGCUAAAGGGCCCCAAGUUCAAGAUGCCAGAGAUGAAUAUCAAAGCUCCUAAGAUAUCAAUGCCAGAUUUGGACCUUAAUCUUAAAGGCCCUAAAAUGAAAGGAGAUGUGGAUGUUUCACUUCCAAAUGUAGAAGGUGAUUUGAAAGGACCUAUGCUUGACAUCAAAGGCCCAAAGUUAGAUUUAGAUGCUCCAGAUAUUGACAUUCAUGGCCCAGAAGGUAAAUUGAAAGGUCCAAAACUAAAGAUGCCUGACAUGCAUGUAAACAUGCCCAAGAUCUCCAUGCCAGAAAUUGACUUGAAUUUGAAAGGCUCAAAGCUUAAAGGAGACGUUGAUGUUUCUGGGCCCAAAUUAGAAGGUGACAUUAAAGCUCCCAAGUUGGAUGUAAAGGGCCCAGAAGUGGACAUUUCUGGUCCUAAGCUCAAUAUUGAAGGCAAGUCCAAGAAAUCUCGUUUUAAGCUUCCCAAAUUUAAUUUUUCGGGCUCCAAAGUUCAGACACCUGAGGUGGACGUCAAAGUUAAAAAGCCAGAUGUUGAUGUAACAGGCCCCAAAGUUGAUAUCAAUGCUCCCGAUGUUGAGGUCCAAGGAAAAGUGAAAGGAUCCAAGUUCAAAAUGCCUUUCCUGAGUAUUUCAUCUCCUAAAGUUUCUAUGCCGGAUGUGGAGUUAAAUCUGAAAGGUCCUAAAGUCAAAGGAGACAUAGAUGUUGCUGGUCCAAAUUUAGAAGGUGACUUUAAGGAACCCAAAGUGGAUAUUAAGGCACCAGAAGUUCAUCUUGAUGCACCUGAUGUGGAUGUUCACGGUCCAGACUGGAAUUUGAAAAUGCCCAAGAUGAAAAUGCCCAAGUUUGGUGUGCCUGGCUUAAAAGCAGAAGGGCCUGACAUGGCUAUGGAUCUGCCAAAAGGAGAUAUCAAGAUAGAGGGACCCAGCAUGGAUUUUGAGGGCCCAGAAGUAAAUGUGGAAGGUCUAGAAGGAGGCUUAAAGGGUCCCAAAUUCAAGAUGCCUGACAUAAAUAUCAAAGCCCCCAAGAUCUCCAUGCCUGACAUUGAUUUAAACUUGAAAGGCCCCAAAGUUAAAGGUGAUGGGGAUGUUUCUCUGCCCAAAGUUGAAGGAGAUCUGAAAGGGCCAGGGGUUGAUAUCAAAGGGCCCAAAGUGGACAUCGAUGCCCCAGAUGUGGACGUUCAUGGCCCAGACUGGCACCUGAAGAUGCCCAAGGUGAAAAUGCCCAAGUUCAGCAUGCCUGGCUUCAAAGGAGAGGGUCCAGAGGUGGAUGUUACCCUCCCUAAAGCUGACCUUGAUAUUUCUGGCCCCAAAGUGGACAUUGAUGCCCCAGAUGUGAAUAUCGAAGGUCCAGAUGCAAAACUGAAGGGCCCUAAGUUCAAGAUGCCAGAGAUGAACAUCAAAGCUCCCAAAAUCUCUAUGCCGGACUUUGAUCUGAACCUGAAGGGCCCCAAAAUGAAGGGUGAUGUGGACGUGUCUUUGCCCAAAGUGGAAGGUGACCUGAAGGGCCCUGAGGUGGACAUCAAGGGCCCUAAAGUGGACAUUGACACUCCUGAUAUUAACAUCGAAGGCCCAGAGGGGAAUUUGAAGGGACCCAAAUUCAAGAUGCCAGAAAUGCACCUAAAGGCUCCCAAGAUCUCAAUGCCUGAUAUUGAUUUAAACCUAAAGGGCCCCAAGGUGAAAGGUGAUGUGGACCUUUCCCUCCCCAAGAUUGAAGGAGAUCUGAAAGGCCCUGAGAUAGACAUCAAAGGUCCGAAAGUGGACAUCGGUGCUCCUGAUGUGGAUGUUCAUGGCCCAGACUGGCACCUGAAGAUGCCCAAGGUGAAAAUGCCCAAGUUCAGCAUGCCUGGCUUCAAAGGAGAGGGCCCAGACGUGGAUGUGAACCUGCCCAAGGCUGACAUUGACAUCUCAGGACCCAAAGUGGACAUUGAAGGCCCUGAUGUUAACAUCGAAGGUCCUGAGGGGAAAUUGAAAGGUCCUAAGUUCAAGAUGCCAGAGAUGAACAUCAAAGCUCCCAAGAUCUCCAUGCCUGACUUUGAUUUGCAUCUGAAAGGUCCCAAGGUAAAAGGCGAUGUGGAUGUUUCCCUACCUAAGGUGGAAGGUGAUCUGAAAGGCCCUGAAGUUGACCUCAAAGGCCCCAAAGUGGACAUCAAUGCCCCAGAUGUGGAUGUUCAAGGCCCAGACUGGCACCUGAAGAUGCCCAAGGUGAAAAUGCCCAAGUUCAGCAUGCCUGGUUUCAAAGGAGAGGGCCCAGAUGUGGAUGUGAACCUGCCCAAGGCUGACAUCGAUAUCUCAGCACCCAAAGUGGAUGUUGAAGUUCCAGAUGUGAAUAUCGAAGGUCCAGAUGCGAAGCUGAAGGGCCCCAAGUUCAAGAUGCCAGAGAUGAACAUCAAAGCACCCAAGAUCUCCAUGCCUGACAUUGAUCUGAACCUGAGGGGCCCCAAAAUGAAGGGCGAUGUGGAUGUUUCUCUGCCCAAAGUGGAAGGUGACCUCAAGGGUCCUGGAAUUGACAUCAAAGGCCCCAAAGUGGACAUUGAUGCCCCCGAUGUGGACGUUCAUGGCCCAGACUGGCACCUGAAGAUGCCCAAGGGGAAAAUGCCCAAGUUCAGCAUGCCUGGCUUCAAAGGAGAAGGCCCAGAAGUGGAUGUGAACCUGCCCAAGGCUGACAUCGAUGUCUCAGGACCCAAGGUGGACAUUGAUGUUCCAGAUGUGAAUAUCGAAGGUCCAGAUGCGAAGCUGAAGGGCCCCAAGUUCAAGAUGCCAGAGAUGAACAUCAAAGCACCCAAGAUCUCCAUGCCUGACCUUGAUCUGAACCUGAGGGGCCCCAAAAUGAAGGGCGAUGUGGAUGUCUCUCUGCCCAAAGUGGAAGGUGACCUCAAGGGUCCUGGAAUUGACAUCAAAGGGCCCAAAGUGGACAUUGAUGCCCCCGAUGUGGACGUUCAUGGCCCAGACUGGCACCUGAAGAUGCCCAAGGGGAAAAUGCCCAAGUUCAGCAUGCCUGGUUUCAAAGGAGAGGGCCCAGAUGUGGAUGUGAACCUGCCCAAGGCUGACAUCGAUGUCUCAGGACCCAAGGUGGACAUUGAUGUUCCAGAUGUGAAUAUCGAAGGUCCAGAUGCGAAGCUGAAGGGCCCCAAGUUCAAGAUGCCAGAGAUGAACAUCAAAGCACCCAAGAUCUCCAUGCCUGACCUUGAUCUGAACCUGAGGGGCCCCAAAAUGAAGGGCGAUGUGGAUGUCUCUCUGCCCAAAGUGGAAGGUGACCUCAAGGGUCCUGGAAUUGACAUCAAAGGGCCCAAAGUGGACAUUGAUGCCCCCGAUGUGGACGUUCAUGGCCCAGACUGGCACCUGAAGAUGCCCAAGGGGAAAAUGCCCAAGUUCAGCAUGCCUGGUUUCAAAGGAGAGGGCCCAGAUGUGGAUGUGAACCUGCCCAAGGCUGACAUCGAUGUCUCAGGACCCAAGGUGGACAUUGAUGUUCCAGAUGUGAAUAUCGAAGGUCCAGAUGCGAAGCUGAAGGGCCCCAAGUUCAAGAUGCCAGAGAUGAACAUCAAAGCACCCAAGAUCUCCAUGCCUGACCUUGAUCUGAACCUGAGGGGCCCCAAAAUGAAGGGCGAUGUGGAUGUCUCUCUGCCCAAAGUGGAAGGUGACCUCAAGGGUCCUGGAAUUGACAUCAAAGGGCCCAAAGUGGACAUUGAUGCCCCCGAUGUGGACGUUCAUGGCCCAGACUGGCACCUGAAGAUGCCCAAGGGGAAAAUGCCCAAGUUCAGCAUGCCUGGUUUCAAAGGAGAGGGCCCAGAUGUGGAUGUGAACCUGCCCAAGGCUGACAUCGAUGUCUCAGGACCCAAGGUGGACAUUGAUGUUCCAGAUGUGAAUAUCGAAGGUCCAGAUGCGAAGCUGAAGGGCCCCAAGUUCAAGAUGCCAGAGAUGAACAUCAAAGCACCCAAGAUCUCCAUGCCUGACCUUGAUCUGAACCUGAGGGGCCCCAAAAUGAAGGGCGAUGUGGAUGUCUCUCUGCCCAAAGUGGAAGGUGACCUCAAGGGUCCUGGAAUUGACAUCAAAGGGCCCAAAGUGGACAUUGAUGCCCCCGAUGUGGACGUUCAUGGCCCAGACUGGCACCUGAAGAUGCCCAAGGGGAAAAUGCCCAAGUUCAGCAUGCCUGGUUUCAAAGGAGAGGGCCCAGAUGUGGAUGUGAACCUGCCCAAGGCUGACAUCGAUGUCUCAGGACCCAAGGUGGACAUUGAUGUUCCAGAUGUGAAUAUCGAAGGUCCAGAUGCGAAGCUGAAGGGCCCCAAGUUCAAGAUGCCAGAGAUGAACAUCAAAGCACCCAAGAUCUCCAUGCCUGACCUUGAUCUGAACCUGAGGGGCCCCAAAAUGAAGGGCGAUGUGGAUGUCUCUCUGCCCAAAGUGGAAGGUGACCUCAAGGGUCCUGGAAUUGACAUCAAAGGGCCCAAAGUGGACAUUGAUGCCCCCGAUGUGGACGUUCAUGGCCCAGACUGGCACCUGAAGAUGCCCAAGGGGAAAAUGCCCAAGUUCAGCAUGCCUGGUUUCAAAGGAGAGGGCCCAGAUGUGGAUGUGAACCUGCCCAAGGCUGACAUCGAUGUCUCAGGACCCAAGGUGGACAUUGAUGUUCCAGAUGUGAAUAUCGAAGGUCCAGAUGCGAAGCUGAAGGGCCCCAAGUUCAAGAUGCCAGAGAUGAACAUCAAAGCACCCAAGAUCUCCAUGCCUGACCUUGAUCUGAACCUGAGGGGCCCCAAAAUGAAGGGCGAUGUGGAUGUCUCUCUGCCCAAAGUGGAAGGUGACCUCAAGGGUCCUGGAAUUGACAUCAAAGGGCCCAAAGUGGACAUUGAUGCCCCCGAUGUGGACGUUCAUGGCCCAGACUGGCACCUGAAGAUGCCCAAGGUGAAGAUGCCCAAGUUCAGCAUGCCUGGCUUCAAAGGAGAGGGCCCAGACGUGGAUGUGAACCUGCCCAAGGCCGACCUUGCUGUCUCAGGACCUAAGGUGGACAUUGAUGUUCCAGAUGUGAAUAUUGAAGGUCCAGAUGCAAAACUGAAGGGCCCCAAGUUCAAAAUGCCUGAGAUAAAUAUCAAAGCCCCCAAAAUCUCCAUGCCUGAUGUUGAUCUGGAUUUGAAAGGACCCAAAGUCAAAGGAGAUUUUGAUGUGUCUGUUCCUAAGGUUGAAGGUAGUUUUAAAGGCCCAGAAGUAGACCUUAAAGGUCCAGGUCUUGAUUUUGAAGGCCCUGAUGCCAAAUUCAGUGGCCCAAAUUUGAAGAUGCCAUCACUGGAUAUAUCUGCCCCUAAAGUAACUGUUCCUGAUAUCGAUUUGCAUCUCAAGGCACCCAAAAUCGGAGUUUCUGGUCCCAAAUUAGAAGGUGGUGAACUGGACCUCAAGGGACCCAAACUUGACUUAGAAGCUCCAAAUUUAGAUGUACACAUGGAGAGCCCAGAUCUUAACAUUGAGGGACCAGAUGUUAAAAUUCCCAAAUUUAAGAAACCCAAGUUUGGAUUUGGGGCAAAAAGCCCCAAAGCUGACAUCAAAUCACCUUCACUGGAGGUGACUGUUCCUGAGGCGGAGCUGAAUGUCGAGACUCCUGAAAUCAGUGUUGGUGGCAAGGGCAAGAAAAGUAAAUUUAAAAUGCCGAAAAUACACAUGAGUGGGCCUAAAAUUAAGGCCAAGAAACAAGGAUUUGAUCUGAAUGUCCCUGGGGGCGAAAUUGAUGCCAGUCUCAAGACUUCUGAUGUAGAUCUGAAUGUCGCAGGGCCAGAUGCCACACUUAAAUCUCCUAAAACCAAGAAACCUAUGUUUGGAAAGAUGUACUUCCCAGACGUAGAAUUUGACAUUAAAUCACCUAAAUUUAAAACGGAGGCCCCCCUCCCUACCCCCAAAUUGGAGGGGGAGAUCCAGGCACCCGAUCUGGAUAUUGCUUCACCGGGGAUUAACGUGGAAGGUCCCGACAUCAAGCUGAAGGCUCCCAAGUUCAAGGCGCCAGGUGUGGAUGUCUCAGGUCCCAAAAUAGAGGGCGAUUUGAAAGGCCCCAGGGUGCAGGCAAACUUGAACGCACCUGGCAUCAACGUUGAAGGCCCAGAUGCUAAAGUGAAAGGCCCGUCAUUUGGCAUUUCUGCCCCUCAAGUCACCAUCCCUGAUGUGAACGUUAGCUUGAAAGGACCAAAGAUUAAGGGCGAUGGCCCCAGUGUGGGACUAGAAGGACCAGACGUAGAUCUGCAAGGUCCAGACUCGAAAAUCAAGUUCCCCAAGUUUUCGAUGCCCAAGAUCGGUGUCCCUGGUGUGAAAAUAGAGGGUGGGGGAGCUGGGGGCCAUGCCCAGCUGCCCUCGCUGGAGGGAGGCUUGAGUGCACCGGAUGUUAAGUUCGAAGGGCCUGACGUGUCUCUGAAGGGGCCAAAAGUAGACUUGCCUUCAGCGAACCUGUCGAUGCCAAAAGUCUCUGGACCGGACCUGAACCUGAAAGGACCAAGCCUGCAGGGAGACCUGGCUGUCUCCGGUGACGUCAAGUGCCCGAAAGUAUCAGUAGGUGCUCCCAACCUAAACUUGGAGGCACCCGAAGGUGGUUUUACACUUCCCCAAAUGAAGCUGCCCCAGUUUGGCAUCUCCGCGCCAGGGUCCGACUUGGACAUCAAUGUCAAGGGGCCACGAGUUACUGGGGAACUAAAAGGGCCGGGCGUGGAUGUGAACCUGGGCGGCCUGAACCUGAAAGGGCCUCAGAUCUCCGGCCCUCAAAUCUCAGCACCGGAUGUGGACUUGAACUUGGAAGGACCAAAAGUAAAAGGGAGCCUCGGGGUCUCUGGUGAGAUGAAAGGCCCCUCUGUUGGAGGAGGUGUUCCAGGCAUCAGCGUUCAGGGCCUAGAAGGAAACCUCCAAAUGCCUGGAAUGAAGGCCUCUGGAUGUGACAUGGAGCUGCGAGGUGUCAACGUGAAACUCCCCACGGGGCAAAUUUCCGGCCCUGAAAUCAAAGGCAAUCUGAAAGGUUCAGGAGUAGGUGUCCACGGCGCCCCUCCCGACAUCAGCGUGAAGGGGCCUUCGUUUAACAUGGCAUCUCCUGAGUCAGAUUUCGGUGUCAGCUUGAAGGGUCCGAAAGUCAAAGGAGGUGUGGAUGUUUCAGGGGGUGUCAGUGCCCCAGAUAUCAGCCUGGGUGAAGGGCAUAUGAGUGUCAAAGGUUCUGGGGGUGAGUGGAAGGGACCCCAGGUUUCCUCUGCUCUCAACUUGGAGGCACCUAAGUUUGCUGGAGGACUUCAUUUCUCAGGACCAAAGGUGGAAGGAGGUGUGAAAGGAGGCCAGAUUGGACUCCAGGGUCCUGGACUGAGUGUGUCUGGGCCUCAAGGCCACUUGGAAAGCAGAUCUGGAAAAGUAACAUUCCCCAAGAUGAAGAUUCCCAAAUUCACCUCUGGCCGAGAGCUGGUUGGCAGAGAAGUAGGAGUGGAUAUUAACUUCCCUCAAGUGGAGGCCGGUGUCCAGGCCGGUGCCGGGGAGGGCGAGUGGGAGGAGUCCGACGUGAAACUUAAGAAGUCCAAAAUCAAAAUGCCCAAGUUCAAUUUUUCUAAGGCUAAAGGGAAAGGUGCUGUCACUGGCUCACCAGAAGCGUCCAUUUCGGGGUCCAAAGGUGACCUGAAGAGCUCGAAGGUCAGCCUCGGCUCUCUGGAAGGGGAGGCAGAGGCCGAACCAUCUUCGCCCAAAGCCAAGUUCUCCUUAUUUAAAAGUAAGAAGCCACGGCACCGCUCGAAUUCCUUCAGCGACGAAAGGGAGCUCUCUGCACCUACCACCCCGACCGGGACUUUGGAGUUCGAAGGUGGGGAAAUGGCGCUGGAAGGCGGAAAAGUCAAAGGGAAACAGGGCAAGCUGAAGUUUGGUACCUUUGGUGGCUUGGGGUCAAAGAGCAAAGGUCAUUAUGAGGUGACUGGGAGCGAUGACGAGGCAGGCAAGUUACAGGGGAGUGGAGUGUCCUUGGCCUCUAAGAAGUCCCGACUGUCCUCUUCCUCCAGCAAUGACAGUGGGACCAAGGUUGGCAUCCAGCUUCCCGAGGUGGAGCUGGUGGUUUCCGCAAAGAAAGAGUAGCAGGCCUUUGUGUACAUAGAUGUAUAAAACUACACCAGCCUGGGGUGUGUUUGUAUAUAAUCUCAGAGAGAAACACACUCACAGCCUCAGCAGUCAUGCAAAGAUUUUGGCCUCCGCCAGUGGCAAGCGCUGACAAGCCAGCCGCAUUUAGGCUCCCGGAGCUUUGCAGAUAGGUGAAGAGUUACAAGGUCAUCCAGCCCGUGUGCGGAGUCAACAGUAUUUGCCUUAAGAUUUCAGUUUUUUUUUUUGUUUUUUUUUUUGCAUUGGAUGCUGAGAGCUCCUGUUUACUAUGCAAGCUUUUGUGUUUAUUAUCCUCAUUUUUACUGAACAUUGUUAGUGUUGGGGUAAUGGAAACCCACUUUUUCAUCGUAAUGACUUUGGGGGCUUUUGUUAGUAAGGGUGGGGUGGGGUAGAAAGCAGUAGAGAGGGCCAGCCCUCUGUUUCAACUAAGAUUGGUUCUGUUUACACAGCAAACACCCAAAAUGGCGGAGAGGAACCGGCAGGCUGGGCGCGUGGGUGUUUUCUAGAAGGCUUCAGCAUUGCUUUUUUUUCCCUGGGGCAGUGGCCCCAGCCAGUGUGGUGUUCAUGGUGAGAGGGAGUUAGAAUCUCUUUGCAAACUGGCCAACCCACUAGCUCAACACAAGGGGCUUCCAUUCUGUGUUUUGUAAGAGAAAUGUUUUCUUUAUAGCCGCCAUGUUCCUGAUAUUCUGAUCUCUUUUAACAAAUGUUAUGAUUAAGAAAAUUUCCCGCACUUUACUGGCAAAUUAAUUGAGAGUGUAAGAAAAUUGAUGCUGUCAAAGGCAAAUAAAGCUGUUUAUUAACCCUGA
Molecule: messenger RNA, 18106 nt
Organism: Pteropus alecto (black flying fox)
Lineage: Eukaryota; Metazoa; Chordata; Mammalia; Chiroptera; Pteropodidae
Gene: AHNAK
Product: AHNAK nucleoprotein
Biological process (GO): regulation of RNA splicing
Cellular component (GO): cytoplasm; nucleus; costamere
Molecular function (GO): protein binding
Source: RefSeq, a predicted model, not a curated record